This is a messenger RNA of Opisthorchis viverrini, 1992 nucleotides long. RefSeq lists its product as hypothetical. The record is from RefSeq and is a predicted model, not a curated record. NCBI's taxonomy places the organism in Eukaryota, Metazoa, Platyhelminthes, Trematoda, Opisthorchiida, Opisthorchiidae. The transcript is spliced from 12 exons. Bases 1 to 1992 code for a protein of 663 amino acids.
AUGACUAGCCACGGGAAACUGAAUUCGUUUUCACGUCGGCUACCCUGUGAAGUUCGUGAUCGAAUAAAUACAUAUCCAGCUUCCAUGGCAUCCUCAGGUGAUAUAAUAAUGACGACGGAGUGGUCGAACUACUAUGCUUCCUUGGAACAAUGGGUUAAAGAACAGCAUCAGGCCCUCUCGGUUUCCGAACAACAGAUGCGCCAGGCUGCAGAAGAACAGAAUCGAUGGUGGAGAGCCAGUUUCCUUGCACAAAAACAGUAUGAAAAGGAAAUGCAGCGAUUUCAAUUGCGUGCGUCGCAAAACUUGGCUGCCUCUCAACGACACUCGGCCGCUCAAGUUGAUAACCGUCAUAUCCCUGUGCAGUUUCAUCGUUAUAUCAUUCCGCAUCCAUGGCGCCGCGUAGCUGCUGAGAUAAUAGACUCGCUUAUAUUGCUGGUGAUCAAAGUAGCAAUCAUUUACUGGUUAAGUGGAGAUACCUCGUCUUCAACAGGAUUUUCUAGGCUUUUCGGAUUCAACAUAUUCCCUGCUUCCGAAUAUAGAACUCUACGCCGUGCACGAAUCUGGGCCAAGUCCGAAUUGCGAAAAAGCGAAUUGUUCCUGACCAGGCUGGAACAGUUACUUUUUGGUGGUGAUGGUGAGCAAGAUAUGUCCGAUGCUGAUGGCGAUUUGUUUGAUCUUGAUCUUUUGCUGAUCGUCGAUCAUAUUGGCCGCUUUUUCGGCGCCAUUAUCGAGGCCAUCUGCAUCAGCCGUUGUUUCUUCGGCCGGGGUCCGGGCGGUGCUACCAUUGGAAAAUGGAUCAUGAACUUACGAGUAGUCUCUUGCGACGAGAUCAUUCCCCUACCGGAAAUGGUUGAAGUCGUGCCAGGAAGUAAUCUUGGAAUCAUCAGAGCUAUCGUCCGUUCGGUGUUGAAGAGCACCAGCUUCCUCACAAUCUUUUCCUUCAUUUGUAUGAUGCUGUUUCGCUAUCAUCGUUGCACGUAUGAUAUUAUCGCCGGUUCACUAGUGGUCCAACCGCUACCUAUCGUCGUCCAGAUGCCAGAUCAGAACAUUUCACUUGCUUUGUUUAUGCCUCCCUGGUGCUUCAGUCGAUUAGCGCCUAUAAAGCCCAUCUUUUGUGUUGUGAGGGCGAGAUGGACCAAGUGGUUAGAGCGCGAAUUUACUGACCGGAGGUUCCGUGGUUCGAACCCGACCUCUGCCUCUCGACUCCCCUGUCAAGGGUUGGGCAACAUGGCAAUAUCCCAGCCCUCGUGCCUCCUUCGCGUGGCAUGGCAGCUAGGCACCGAAAAUAUGCUACAGCCGAACGAGAAACUACUCAUAAGGUUGCUGAGAACUCUUCGACAGCCCACGACCGGUUUCGCCCCUCUUGGGGCUUGUCAAGUAGACGCGAGUUUCUGUCAACCUUAUGUUCUACUUGAACCCAAAUUGGACGGCUUGGGCAACCUGGCAGUAUCCCAGCCCUCGUGCUUCUUUCGCGUGGCAUGGCAGCUAGGCACCGGAAGGGUGCUACAGCUGAGCGCUUCUUCACUUCUUCAAUUGGAACUUCCUAAACGGACGAGCGUAUUUAGUUGCUACACGCGGCAAUUGAAGGAUAAAACGACUGACAAAAAGAGUGAGGUAGCAUUAACUGGUGUGCUCGUUGAAAUCAUCAUCGACAGCAUGGCAUCAGUAUUCAACACCGAUGCCUCACUGUCGUACAACCAUGAUUUAUUUGAAAGCCUUAUUGUAAAGAAAAGAACACUCACUCAGGCAAUCUGGAUAGAACCUGACAACAAGAACGCCACUGACAUCCGUUGGCUCGUUGAAAUAGCAGGGAACAAAACAUGUGUUAGGCAGGAAUCCACACGGACCCCGCUAUACCGAACGUCUUCAGGCGCGGCUACGGCCGAUAAGCCUGGCCCGCACGAGGUUGGACCAGAAUUCGGGACGCUUGCCGGUCCGGUAUCAAGGCGAGAUCUGAUUGGUCAACAAUCUGGACCCAACAGCCAAUCAUGA